This is a messenger RNA of Dicentrarchus labrax (European seabass), 9658 nucleotides long. RefSeq names its product nebulin-like. The record is from RefSeq and is a predicted model, not a curated record. Gene Ontology annotation, molecular function: actin filament binding. The transcript is spliced from 70 exons. Gene Ontology annotation, cellular component: Z disc. Gene Ontology annotation, biological process: cardiac muscle thin filament assembly. Bases 23 to 8062 code for a protein of 2679 amino acids. Lineage: Eukaryota; Metazoa; Chordata; Actinopteri; Moronidae.
AGGUUGCCACCUGGAGGUGCCAAUGCUGAAACUCAAACAAACGCAUGGUCAUCCAGGAAGAACGUUGAACCUGGUUCAUAACAUCAUCCCAUUAGAGGUGACUGACAUGGAAGAAGAAGAGGCCCCAGCUGCUCCGGUGAUUGUUCGAGAAAUGAAAGAGGUUACGACAGUGGAGAGAGAGAAACAAGAGUCUUUCCAGGAGACGAUGGUAACAACAGUGACCACGCUGACCACGGUUGUUGAAACGACUGCGGAAGCGAUGGACGUAGAGGAGAAGGAGGAAGUUGAAACUGACAAAAUAACAGAGGAGGAGCAGAAGGAAAAUACAGAGGAGGAGGAAACUAUAGAGGUGGAGGAAGUAGAGAUGGACGGAGGAGAAGACAGCGGAGAGGAAGAGGAGGGUCACACAAAGAAGUUUUUGGGACCUUGGGAAUCCGAGGCCUCCUCCGAUGCAAAGCCUCCACGACCAGACCCAGCAUUUAACAGGAGAUGCAGUUUGCUCGCCAGUGAAGUGAAGUAUAAGGAGGACUUUGAGAAGAUGAGGGGUCAGAGUCUGUUUGUUCCCGGAGCCGAACUCAUCCACUCCAAGAACAUCAGCGCUGUCAUAUCUGAGUCUAAGUACAAAGAGGAGGGAAAGAAGGAAGCGUCGAUGUCUCUGUACUCCAUCCUGGCAGAGACUCCUGAGACUCAACGUGCCAGAGAGACUUCAGAGCUGCAGAGUGAGAUUAAAUACAAAGGAAAUGUGAAGACAGAGAUUUCCUCCUCUCUUUAUUCUCUGCUGCCGGAAACCACAGAGACCCAGUUUGUCAAAGAGCUGACGGAGUUACUGAGUGAGAACAAGUACAAGGAGGAAGGGAAGAAGGAGAUGAGCAUCAGUUUGUACUCUCAGCUUCCUGAAACUGCUGAGAUGCAGCUGGCCAAGGCGGUCCACGAGUUUCAGAGCGAGAAAAAGUACAAAGAAGAUGGGAAGAGAAAGGCCUCGAUCUCCCUCUAUUCCCAGCUCCCCGACACUCCAGAGAUACAACACGCUCUGGAGAUGUCCCAGAUGCAGAGUGAGGUGAACUAUCGCCCGAAGGUGCUGGUUAGAGGAGCUCCCUCCUCUCUUUACUCUCAGCUCCCCGACACCACAGAGAUCCAGUUUGCCAGAGAGAUGACUGAGAUGCAGAGCGAGAGUAAAUACAAGGAGGGCGGCAGGAAGAGCCUCUCUCAGAGUUUCUACUCUCAGCUCCCGGAGACUGCAGAGACUCAGUUUGCUAAAACUGUUGCUGAGCUGCAGAGCGAGAUGCGGUACAAGGAAGCGGGUAAGAAGGGCGGGAACUCGUGCCUCUAUUCCCUUCUGCCGGAGACUUUAGAGACGGCUCACGCCAAGGAAGUGUCUGAGCUCUUAAGUGAGGUGAAGUAUAAAGAGGAUGGUAAGAAGGAGAUGAGCAUCAACCUGUACUCUCUGCUGCCUGAGACCAUCGACACCCAGCACGCUAAAGAGGUGUCGAACCUGCAGAGUGAGGUGAAGUAUAAAGAAGGUCUGAAGCAGAAGAAUCAGAGCAGUUUGUACCAUCAGCUCCCAGAGACCACAGAGACACAGCUGGCCAAACAGCUGUCUGAGCUGCAGAGCGAGGCAAAGUAUAAAGAAGCGGGAAAGAAAGAAGUGAAUACCUGCCUGUACUCUCUUCUGCCUGAAACCCUGGAGACUCAACACGCUAAAGAGACCACAGAGCUGCUCAGUGAGAUUAAGUACAAGGAGAGCGGGAAGAAGGAGCGGUCCACCUCCAUUUACUCCACUCUGCCUAACACUUCAGAAACCAGCUUCGCCAGAGAGAUGACUGACAUGCUGAGCGAGACUAAGUACAAGGAGAAUGGGAUAAAAAGCCGUUCACAGAGCGUCUACAGUCAGCUGCCAGAGACCACAGAGACUCAGUUUGCUAAAACUGUUUCUGAGCUGCAGAGCGAGAUGAAGUACAAACAGGGAAAGAAAGACGUUUCCAACUCUCUCUAUUCCACUCUGCCUGAGACUCUGGAGACGCUGCACGCUAAAGAGGCUUCUGAACUGCAGAGUGAGCUGAAGUACAAGGCCGCCCUGAAGAAAGGUCGUUCCUCCAGUCUGUUCCACGUGCUGCCUGAGACCUUAGAGACGGCCCACGCCAAGGAAGUCUCCGAGCUCCUCAGCGAGGUGAAGUAUAAAGAGGAUGGUAAGAAGGAGAUGAGCAUCAACCUUUACUCUCUGCUGCCUGAGACCAUCGACACCCAGCACGCUAAAGAGGUGUCAAACCUGCAGAGUGAGGUGAAGUAUAAAGAAGGUCUGAAGCAGAAGAAUCAGAGCAGUUUGUACCAUCAGCUGCCAGAGACCACAGAGACACAGCUGGCCAAAGAGCUGUCUGAGCUGCAGAGCGAGACCAAGUACAGGGAGGCUGGUAAGAAAGAGGUAAAUACGAACCUGUACUCCCUCCUGCCCCUCACCAUGGAGACGCAGCACGCUAAAGAAGCUGCAGAGCUGCUCAGUGAGAUCAAAUACAAGGAAAGCGGAAAGAAGGAGAUGUCCAGCUCACUCUACUCCACCCUGUCCGACACGUCAGAGACCAGCUUCGCCAGAGAGAUGACUGACAUGCAGAGCGAGAACAAGUACAAAGAAGACGGAAAGAGAAGCCUCUCUCAGAGUUUUUACUCUCAGCUACCAGAAACAGCUGAGACUCAGUUUGCUAAAACUGUCUCUGAGCUACAGAGUGAGAUGAAGUACAAAGAAGCAGGGAAGAAAGGAGUGACGAGCUCUCUGUACUCGACUCUACCGGAGACUCUGGAAACACAGCACGCCAAAGAGGCUUCACAGCUGCAGAGUCAGCUGAAGUACAAGCAGAGUUCAAAGAAAGACGCCUCCAGUCUGUAUCACCUGAUGCCGGAAACCAUCGACACUCAGUUUGCCAGAGAGCAGACAGAGAUGCUCAGUGAGGUCAAGUACAAAGAAGAUGGUAAGAAAGAGAUGAGCGUCAACCUGUACUCUCUGAUCCCCGACACCAUCGACAGCCAGCAUGCUAAAGAGCUGACAGAAAUGCAGAGUGAGGCUAAAUACAAAGAGGCCAGUAAGAAGCAGACAGCAACGUCUCUGUAUCACAGACUGCCUGAAACUCUGGAGACGCAACACGCCAAAGAGGCGUCACAGCUCCAGAGUCAGAUCUUGUAUAAAGAGGCCGGUAAGAAGGAGCUGUCGUGUCCAGUUUACCACCAGAUGCCUGACACUCUGGAGAACCAGUUUGCCCGAGAGCUCACCGACAUGCAGAGUCAAAACAAGUACAAAGAGAACGGGAUGAAGAGCCUCUCUCAGAGCUUCUACUCCCAGCUGCCAGAAACCGCUGAGACUCAGUUUGCUAAAAGUGUUUCUGAGCUGCAGAGCACGAGAAAGUAUAAGAAGUCUGGGAGGCAGGAGGCCGGCAGCUGUCUGUACUCUGUGAUGCCAGAAACUCUGGACACUCAACACGCGAAGCAGGCCUCACAGAUACAGAGCCAGGUGAAGUACAAAGAGGACAUGCAGAAGGAGUUGUCGUCCAGUCUGUUCUCCAGCCUUCCUCAAACCCUCCAGACCGAGUUGGCCAAGGAGGUGACGGAGCUUCAGAGCCAGGUGAAAUAUAAGGAGGGCUGUAAGAAGGAUGCGUCCUCGUCGCUCUACCACCUCCUCCCCGAGACGGCGGAGAUGUAUUUUGCCAAACAUAUGUCGGAGAUCCAGAGCGAGGUUACGUACAAGAAGGACAAAGAGGAUCUGCCCAUCACUUUAUACUCCAUAAUGCCUGAAACUCUGCAGACUCAGUUUGUGAAAGAGAUGGCUGAGACACACAGCGAGCUGAAGUACAAGCAGGCUGGGAAGCAGCAGACAGCGUCGUCUCUCUACUCCAAACUGCCCGAAACUCUGGAGACCAAACACGCCAAAGAAGUGACUGAACUACAGAGUGAAAAAAAGUACAAAGAUGGAGGGAGGAAGGAGAUGGCGUCGUCUCUGUACUCUCAGCUCCCUGAAACCUCGGAGACACAGUUCGCUCGAGAGAUGACUGAAAUACAGAGUGAGAACAAGUACAAGGAGAGUGGGAAGAAGAGCCAGACGGUCAGCGUUUACUCUCAGCUCUCAGAGACCAACGACAUCCAGUUUGCCAAAGCUGUGUCUGAAAUACAGAGUGAGACCAAAUAUAAAGAAGCAGGGAAGAAAGACGCGUCCAGCUCUCUGUACUCGAAGCUGCCUGAGACUCUGGACACUUUGCACGCUAAAGAGGUUUCACAGCUGCAGAGUCAGGUGAAAUAUAAGCAGGACGGCAGGAAGGAGGUGAGCAGUUCUCUCUACCACCAGCUGCCCGAAACCACCGAGACACAGCUGGCCAAAGAGCUGAGAGACCUUUACAGCGAGGUGAAGUAUAAAGAAGAGGGGAAGAAGGAGAUCGGUAAGAACUUGUACUCACUCCUCCCGGAGACGGCGGAGAUCCACUUUGCUAAGCACAUGUCGGAGAUACAGAGUGAGACAAAGUACAAGAAGGACAACGAGGAUCUGCCCAUCACUUUAUACUCCCUGCUGCCUGAAACUCUGCAGACUCAGUUUGUGAAAGAGAUGGCGGAGACACACAGCGAGGUCAAGUACAAGGAAGCAGGGAAGAAAGAAGCCAGCAGCUCUCUGUACCACCAGCUGCCUGAGACUCUGGAGACGCAGCGUAUUAAAGAGGUUACUGAGCUGCAGAGCGAGAACAAGUACAAGCAGAGCGGGAAGAAGUCGAUGUCGUCCAGUUUGUACGCUCAGCUGCCGCAAACCGCCGAGACGCAACUCGCCGCCAAGAUGUCCGACCUGCAGAGCGAGAGCAAAUACAAGGAGGACGGGAUCAAGAGCCUCUCUCAGAGCUUCUACUCUCAGCUGCCGGAAACUGCAGAGACUCAGUUUGCUAAAACUGUCUCUGAGCUGCAGAGCGAGGCCAAGUACAAGGAGGCGAGCAGGAAGGAGGCGAGCAGCUGUCUGUACCACCAGCUACCUGAAACUCUGGAGACGCUCCAUGCUAAAGAGGCUACUGAGCUGCAGAGUCAGCUGAAGUACACGGAAGGAGGUAAGAAAGAGCUGAGUACCAACCUGUACUCUGCGCUGCCCGAGACGGAAGAGAUGAAGUUAGCUAAAGCCGCCAUGGAGCUCCAGAGUGAGAAUAAAUACAAGCAGAAAGGCAGACAGGAGAUGAGCAGCAGUGUUUUCCACCAGAUGCCGGAGACCAAAGAGAUGGAGUUUGUUAAGCAGAUCUCUGAACUUCAGAGUGAGACAAAGUACAAGAAGGACAAUGAGGAUCUGCCCAACACUUUGUACUCCCUGCUGCCUGAAACUCUGCAGACUCAGUUUGUGAAAGAGAUGGCUGAGACACACAGCGAGAGUAAAUACAAGGAGGCGGGGAAGAAGGAGCUGGUUAGCUGUCUGUAUUCUCUGCUGCCGGAGACCAAAGACACUCAACAUGCAAAGGAGCAAUCUCAGCUGUACAGCGAGAAAGCAUACAGAGAGGAGAGUAAGAAGGAAGCCGGCUGCAGUCUGUACGCCCAGAUGCCCCAAACCAUCGAGACGGUCUUCGCUAAAGAGCUGACCAAGACGCAGAGCGACAAGUUCUAUAAGGAGAAGUUUAAUCGAGAGAAGGGGAAGUCCAGCUACACCAACAUGAAAACGCUGCCGGAGGUGGAGCACGCCAUGGAGGUCAACAAGAACCAGAGCGAUGUCGGCUACAGAAAAGGCAAAGAGGAGCUUCACCACUACAGCACGGCCGCAGACAGGCCUGACAUCGUCAACGCCACCAACGCCGCUAAACUGGCCAGCGACGUUGCCUAUAGGAAUAACACCAAGCUGCCAGUUUACAGUGACGGCUGUCUGUUGGCCAGAACCGACAUCCAGCACGCCAAAGAGGUUUCAAAACUGGCCAGCCAGGUGAAGUAUAAGGAGAGCUUCGACAGGCAUUUAAAGGGCCAGAGGCCUCGUUACAACCCGCUCGACUGUGUCUCCUUCAAACACACACAAGCUGCUGCUGCUCUGGCCAGUCAGGUGAAGUAUAAAACCAACCAGAACCAGAAACCAGAGGGUUCUUCAGACCUGCCGAACCUCCUGCAGCUGGAACACGUUCUGCACGCCAGCAAACUGCAGAGUAACGUGGAGUAUAAGAAGAAGUACGAGCAGACGAAGGCUCAUUACCACAUACCUCUGGACACGGCUGAACAGCUCCACCACAAGGAGAACGCGGUGCUGCACAGCCAGGUGAAGUACAGAGAGGAGUAUGAGAGGAGCAAAGGUCGCUCUCAGAUGGAGUUUGGAGACACUCAGACGUACAAAGUGUCUAAAGAAGCACAGAAGAUGCAAAGUGAGAGAGAGUAUCGGAGGGACUAUGAGGAGCAGAUGAAGGGGAAAGCCUUGGUUGACGUAGACCAGACACCUGGAUACCUGACAGCUCUCCACGCCAGCAGCCUGCUGAGCGAGAAGGCGUACAGGAAGGACCUGGAGCAGGAAGUGAAGGGGCGGGGCUUAUCCGGCAUCGGGCUGGAGGACACACCUGAGCUGCUGAGGGUUAAAAACGCCAAUCAGAUACUGAACCAGAAGGAGUACCGCAAAGAUUUAGAGAGGGAGAUUGUGGGUAAAGGCAUGGAGGUGAGCUCAGACGUUCUUGAGAUACAACGAGCCAAGAGGGCCUCGGAGAUCCAGAGCCAGAGGUCCUACAAGCAGACGGAGCAGCUCAGAGAAAACAUAUACGGGACCGUCACAGACACUCCUGAACUGCUGCACGCCUCCUACCUCAAAGACGUCUACAGCCAGAAGAAGUAUAAGGACGAAGCGGAGCGUCUGAAGGGAAGCUACAGUAUGCUUUCAGAAACCCCCGAGAUGGAGAGAGUCAAAGCCAACCAGAGACACAUCAGCUCUCUGCGGUACUGCUGGGACUCCAAGCUGAUGAGAGGCCUGAUGUCGUCCGUAGCAGAGACGCCAGAGAUCGUCCUGGCCAGAGAGAACACCAAGAAGAUCAGUGAUGUCCAGUACAGAGACGAAGUGGGUCGUGGCACCGCUGUCAUGGACACACCCGAGAUGGAGCGAGUCCGACGCAACCAGGACAACAUCAGCUCGGUGAAGUACAAGCAGAGCGCAGUGAAGGCCACAAGCAUCGGAGUGACUCCAGAACUGGAGAGAGUCAGACAGAACCAGGAGAACAUCAGCUCGGUGAAGUACCAGCGUGGUCUGCAGGAGAUGAGGGGGCGGAGCUGCACCGAGCUGGACACACCCGAGUACCGGCGUGUCAGGAAGACCCAGGACUCGGUCUCCAUGGCCAAGUACCACGAGGACUUUGAGAGGGCGCGCGGUCGAGGCUGCACGCCCGGAUUGGACGAUCCCAGCAUGGAGCGCUACCAGAGAGCCAAUCAGAUGAUGGGAGAGGCGGGAUACAGCAAAGGGAUUCACCCGCAGGCGGUGGAGAUGGACAGACGACCAGGAGGCAUCAUCGUAGACCUGAAGGUGUGGAGGACAGACCCCGGCUCCAUCUUUGACUUUGACCCUCUGGAGGACAACAUCCAGUCCAAGAGCCUCCGCAGGAUGUCCGAGCGGGCCGACCGCAGACUGAGCAGGCAGCACUCGCAGCAGUCUCUCACCCACAGCCAGGCUCAGUCUGUCAGCUCGCUGACCUCUGACCUCUGGGACCGCAGCAGCAGCGAAACUCCCGGUAUCUUUACUCGUGUCGUCUUUCUCACCUUGACGCACAGUAGCAGGAUGACUGAGACACACACUUGCAUGUCUCCAGUCCUUCCUGGAGCAUAUCAUCAGGGCAUCCAGAUGCAGCAGCAGCAGCAGUAUCACGGCUACAUGCACCAGACCAGCAUGUCGUCUGUCAGAUCCGUCACCUCCCCGCCGCACUCAGCCACCAUGCGUGUUUACCGGGCGCUGUAUGACUACGCGGCUCAGGACCACGACGAGGUCUCGUUCAGGGACGGCGACGUCAUCAUCAACGCUCAGCCCAUCGACGAGGGCUGGAUGUACGGCACCGUGCAGAGGACCGGAAAGUCGGGCAUGCUGCCGGCAAAUUACGUGGAGUGUUGCAACUAGAGGAGGGAGAGAGAGAGAGAGAGAGAGAGAGGGAGAGAGAGAGGGGAGGUGGGCGAAGAAUGAGAUCCACCCUCACUGUUAUAAGAUCAGCAGUCGGUGAUGAUCUUCUUCCUGUGGACAUCACAUCCAGAUGUUUCCAGCUGUUCUAGUAGAUUAUGAAAACAGAAAUUGAUUCACAGGUAAAAAAAAAAAAAACACAGAUAUUAUUUAUAUUUCAGCUUCAUGCUUCUUCUCUGGGUGUUAUUGAAAGGCAUUUUGGGAAAUGUAGGCAAUCAUAACUAAGGAAGAAGUAUAAGAAGAUGUGGAUUUACCCCCCAAAAAAGAAAUUCUUCAUUAUAAAUAACUGCUGGAAUACGCAGAACACCACCGACUGCUGAUACCAACUGACAGAAUAUCUGAGGAAGGAGAUUUUCUUACAUUGAAAGAAAGAGAGAGAGAGAGAGAGAGAGAAGGUAUAAAUCUAGCAUGCUGUCGAUUAUGUAACUAGAGGAGGGAAAUACGAGAGGAAGGAUGCAUGAAGACAGAAGUUGUGAAAGAUUAGAAACAUCUGUAACUUGUUUAACGACCUGCAGCAAACUAUAUUAGACUAUCGGCUCGGAUUCAAGCAGAAUGUGAACGAAAUUAGUCAGAAAACAAAAAUCAAUUUAAGUCUGAUUAUCGGGUUAGGACGUUUAAAGAGUUCUAUAUGUUUCUUGUUGUCAGUGAAUUACGUUGUUGUUUUUCACUGCUGUUCCAAACACUCACCAGAGCACCACAUGUGGAUUAAUCCGCCACUGAAUAUAGUCCCCAACAAAUGCACAGUUUCUUUCUGCUUUUAAAGGUUUUAAGGUCUUCGGGAGGAACCGAUAGGCCGAGAGAUACAGACAGGGAAGUCAAGAAGUAUUGAAUUUGACAAUGAGAAACAUAUUGAAUAACGGAGAGGAGCAGAGGAAGGAAAGAAGGUAGGAAACACAUCUUAAAGGAUGAGAGUAGGACGGGAAAGAGGGAGAUAACGACUGAAUAUUCUGUCUGUUCCUGGGAACAAUGCAACCAAAGGAAGGAGGGAGGAAAGAAGAACAAGUUUAUGAAUUUAAAUAAGUCGACUAUAACAAAUUAACAGGAACACGGUUUUAGAGAUCUCUCAAGUUUAAUCAUUUAUUUAUCCUGAGUUUUAAUUCAUGUUCAGGUGAGUGUAGUUUAGUUUUUGACUUGUGAUAUAAUCUACAGAAAGACAGAAAGGUCACACAGCAACACUAACCUCUGUGUUUGUAAAGGACUGAACUAACACACUGUGUCUUUUCUGUUUCUUGUAUCAAAUGAUUUUGUUUAUUUUUAACUAUGAAUAAAAGUUUCCACGUCUGCGUGCUGUCCAGAUGAUUUAACCUCCGCACACAGUAACAGUUGAACUGAAAUCUGAACAGACUGUGAGUACGUCAGGCCUUGAGAUUUCUGUAUGUCGCAGACUAUUUUGAUACACGGGCUCCUGUCUAUGUUUUGGAAAGAUAUAUUUUACUCUUUUACUCAUGUGUAUCCAGUACGUUGUGUUUUUGGGGUUUUGUUGUCUUGCUGUGUGGAUUGCAUCCUGGUCAUGUGUUGAAUAAAAACUUCACUCAGCCA